Messenger RNA from Caretta caretta (loggerhead turtle), 2923 nucleotides. It is a transcript of the gene ACOD1, whose product is annotated as aconitate decarboxylase 1. Gene Ontology annotation, molecular function: aconitate decarboxylase activity. Lineage: Eukaryota; Metazoa; Chordata; Testudines; Cheloniidae. Gene Ontology annotation, cellular component: mitochondrion. Gene Ontology annotation, biological process: defense response. The record is from RefSeq and is a predicted model, not a curated record.
ACUAGCUUACCCAUUGCUGUUCCUUUCAUAUCUUCACUCCAGGGACCAGUUGUCAUCCAUUGCAACAUGUGGGCAAAGACCGUCACUGAAAAUUUUGCUAAUGUUAUCCAUGGUUUGAAUGCAAGCCACCUGACAGAUCUAGUCAUUCAGAGAAGCAAACGGAUGAUCCUGGAUACUCUGGGAGUGGGAUUGCUGGGUACCAGCACGGAUGUCUUCCACAAAGUUACACAAUACAGUAAAAUCUACCAUUCAGAUGCAUCCAGCACGGUUUGGGGUCACUCGGAUUUCAGACUUCCUCCUCCGUAUGCAGCUUUUGUGAACGGAAUAGCUGUUCACUCAAUGGAUUUUGAUGAUACAUGGCAUCCAGCCACACACCCAUCUGGGGCUGUGCUUCCUGCUCUGUUUGCUCUAUCAGAAGUCCUGCCUCAAAAGCAAAAAUUCUCUGGCCUUGACAUGCUCUUAGCUUUCAAUGUAGGGAUUGAAGUACAAGGAAGAUUGAUGCGCUUUUCCAAUGAAGCCAGCAAUGUUCCAAAAAGGUUUCAUCCACCAACUGUGGUUGGUACCAUGGGGAGUGCAGCAGCUACUGCUAAAUUGUUAGCACUUGAUCAGUUUAAAUGUAAAGCAGCUUUGGCUGUUGCUGCUUCUUAUGCAGGUGCCCCAAUGGCUAAUGCAGCAACACAAACCAAACCCCUCCACAUUGGCAAUGCAGCUAGGCAUGGCCUGGAAGCAGCUUGCUUAGCAUCACUGGGUCUUCAAGGAAACAAACAGAUCUUGGACAUGGAGUCAGGGUUGGGUGCCUUUUAUACAGACUAUACCCCCCGGUUUCUGCCAACUUUACAAUCUUAUUCCUGGCUCUUGGAUCAACAAGACGUGGCCAUCAAGCGCUUUCCUGCUCAUCUUGGAACACACUGGGUGGCAGAUGCAGUCUCUUCACUGAGGAAGCACCUUGUGGAGAGUGAUGAGCCAGUCCCCAUUAGUAGAAUUAAGAAAAUUGUUGUCAAAGUCCCAGAUGUUAGAUAUGUGAACAGACCUUUCCCUAACUCUGAACACGAAGCCCGGCAUUCUUUCCAGUUUGCUGCAUGCACUGCUCUACUGGAUGGCAGCAUCUCUGUUCAGUCAUUCAGUGAGCAGAACAUUUCUAGGCCAGAGUUAAAGGAACUGCUCAGCAAAACCAAGCUAGAGCAUCCUGCCGAUAACAAGCCUAGCUUUGAGAACCUUUAUUGUGAGGUGAAUGUCACUCUUCAGGAUGGCGAGGUGUUUCGUGAACACUGCGAUACAUUCUAUGGACAUUGGAGGAAACCUCUGAGUACAGAUGAUCUGAAGAAAAAGUUUCACUCCAAUGCUUCCAGUGUGCUCUCAGUGGAAGCUACAGAAGGCAUUAUAGAGACUGUGGAGAAUUUAGAAAAAGUAGAAGACUGUUCUGUGUUAAGUGCAUUUCUAAAAGGGACACAGUCAACCAAAGUACUUUCAAAAAUGUGCUUACCUUGAAAAAUAAUUGACAUUUAUUGACUUACAUCCUCAUAGCUACUCCUUUGCGCUUAAAAUGAAUCAGGAAUCAAAAACUCCUAUCAUAUUGCACUCCUGUAACAUGAGCAGCAUUUUAAGUCCAGUAUUGCGGCUCUAGUUACAAAGAUUGUGUUCUGCUGUAGCUGUGCCGUGCCACUGCCUGGAAGGAAGAUCCUGUGCUGGCAGUGUCCCCCUUGAUUAUCCUUAUACCAUUACUAGAAGAGUGUUGGCUGCAGGCUCCACCAAGUACCACUGCUGCUGUGGGAUUCCUGCUACCAAGUUCUCUGCUAUGCUGGUGCCAGAAACAAAAGCCUCUUCCUAAAUAUCCUGCUUAUAUUAGAGGAUUGGGUAGCGCAGACCUGAAUUUUGGAGGGAUAGGGCAGUCACUGCUUCUGGGAGGGAAGCAGUUGAAAGGUCAGGGAGAGAAUAAGCAAUUUAUAGCUAAUAUAUGUAAAAAUUCUGUCUACGCUAAAAGAAAAACCCAAGGCACCAAAGUUGUAGUGCUUGGUAUUCUCCAAGAAACAUCCCAACUUCCCCAUCAAACUUGGUCUUGUAUAAGCUGGGUUGACAAUCACACCAAUGGUAAACAAUACGAUCCUUUUUGUUUCCACAGUUGGCUGCUCUAAAAACAUAAGGACUCACUUUUGACAAUCUGUUUCCUACCGUAGCUGAAAAUUACACUUGUUCCAGUUGUGUGGCACUGGCUCUUUGUAACUCUGAGGUUGCCUUCACUAUACCUUCCCUAACAUCAGUCAAGUCACAUUCCUCCAGCCACAAUGUAGCUGACCAGACAUGUUAAGGAAUGUAGCCUUAGGAUGCUUCCCUUGUUAUUCACUGUCAGUACAUAGGACUUGCAUCGUUGACCCGAACUGUCUAACCUGUUGUUCCAGGAAAGUUUCAGAGGGGGUUUUCACUUUUAAAAGAACUCAAUCAAGAUUUAAAUAAUAUUUUUAAAUUAACAUAACACUGCUGCUAACACAUCCUUCCACAUUUUACACUGAAGUCUAUCAAAUCAGAUUUGUCUUUCUCCAGUACAGAAAGGUAUAUUUUAAGUCAGUAAUUGUGACUAUUGCAGGCAGAUGGAUAUCUUAGUUCAUGUGCUUAACGGAGCUUGUGCUUUACUGUAGAAGCCACGUGCGCCAUUUGUCUUCUGCUUUAAGGGACUAAUUUUCUUAUUUGAGGAUCUAAAAAUAGGCAUUUAGAGCCAUAUUUAGGCACCUGUAAUAGCAUUUGGGACUAGAUUGCUUAUUUAGGUGCCUACGUUUUAAAAUCAGGCUAGUUUAGGAGGAAUGUUUGAUAUGCUGUUCACGUCACUGUUAUAUCUUCAAAAGUUGUGGAUGUUAAUGUGUCUGGAGUGAUACAACUUUUAAAAAGCUGUAACUAUUUGUAUAAUUUUACUAAAUAUACUAAGACUUUC